Penaeus monodon (black tiger shrimp) is the source of this 4368-nucleotide messenger RNA. RefSeq names its product zinc finger protein 197-like. Gene Ontology annotation, biological process: regulation of DNA-templated transcription. The transcript is spliced from 3 exons. Bases 72 to 1865 code for a protein of 597 amino acids. Gene Ontology annotation, molecular function: DNA-binding transcription factor activity, RNA polymerase II-specific; RNA polymerase II cis-regulatory region sequence-specific DNA binding. The record is from RefSeq and is a predicted model, not a curated record. Lineage: Eukaryota; Metazoa; Arthropoda; Malacostraca; Decapoda; Penaeidae.
CUCUAAACUCGUUUGUUUACAAGAUUGACGCCUUUCUGUCACAUAUCAUUGUCUCUUAAGGCGAGGGGACGAUGUCAGACCCACCCGAUAGAACAAAUGAUGUGCUCGACAUCUCACAGUUCCUCAAUGUGUAUGUGUCAGUGGAUGAAGGUCCUCAGGCUGAAACACUGGAGAGCUGGGAGGAUGAUCCACUACGAGACACAGAGGUUCAGGAGGAAGACAGAGCGACAUGGAUUAAUGAGCAAGGGAACUCAAGUAUACAAGCUGGAGACAUAAUUCUUGCAAAUGGGAAGAAGUGUCCAUACUGCUUUAGACUGGUUUCCCGAAACAAGAUGAGAGUCCACUUGAGAACUCACACUGGGGAAAGACCCUACGUGUGCGAAGUGUGCCACAAAAGCUUUGCCCGUUCUGACAAGUUGAGCACCCACAAAAGAAUUCACACUGGAGAGAAGCCUUACAUAUGCUUCUGUGGGAAAAGGUUCAGCCGCAUUGACCACCUGAAGAUGCAUGCUACAACCCACAAUGUAAGUGAGAACCAGCGUGAUGCUCUGCUGGAAGAAGCUAAGCACCUGGACCUAGUAAGUAGAGGGCUUCCUUUGCCCUUUACAAGAGCUCCCCUGUACACAUGCCCUUACUGUCAUAUGCAGUUCAAUCAGACUUACAAGUAUAACAGACACUUGAGAGUACACACAGGAGAAAAGCCGUUUGCUUGCUUCUGUGGUGCGCAGUAUGCUCGGUCUGAGAGGCUGCGGAAGCACCAGAUAGAAAGACAUGGGUAUAAUUUUAACAAAGAAACCUUUUCUCAAUCCUUCCCACAAUCCAGUGAAAUUAUGAUUACACCAAUACCUGAAGUUACAUUAGAAGCAAUAGAAGAUCCUGUUAUAAGUCCUGUCACUGUGAAAGAAGACCCGGUAAAGGAAGAACUCAUUUCUCAGCCAGCAUCUAGCAAGGAUGUGAUUGAAAGUAUCUCCAAGGAAAUUGUCAUUGAGAAAAUAGACACAGUAAGUAAUGAAGAUGCUGAGAAGCUGAAACAACCAAAAAGAAAACUCAUUAAACGGAAUGGCUUAUAUUGCUGUGAAUAUUGCUCCAAAACCUUCAAGAAGGCCCAUAAGCUCAGUAUUCAUAGAAGAAGUCACACAGGAGAAAAACCACACUCAUGUGAGUCCUGUGGUAAGGCAUUUGCUCGUAAGGACCACAUGCUUAAGCAUAUGAAUAUACACCUAAAGAGAAGAAGAAACUCGCUAUUCUUGAGAAGCGUGAAUCAGAAUUUGUGGACAGACAUGGAAUCUGUUAAUUUUCAGGAGAUAAAGAUUGAAAAUGAGGAAAUUGAAGAUCAGUGUGAGACACAAUGUGCCAAAAAGGUGGAAGAAAAGAUAUACUCCUGUGAAAUAUGUGGCCAUACAUUUAAAAAGGUGUACAACCUUCAGUCUCAUAUGGAGAUACAUAGUGAUAGAACACUUUUUGAAUGCAGUGUAUGUAAUAAACAGUUCAAAGUUAAAAAGAAUUAUGAAGCUCAUCUUCUGAACCAUGAAGAAACCACUUCAGGCCUGAUGGAAAAGGCAGCAGAAAAUACAAAUCUUGAGAAAGCUAGAAAUCAGCGUGCUCAAUGCACAGUCUGUGGGAAAUGGGUUGUGUCACAGAGUAGCCUAGAGACCCACAUGAGAUCACAUACUGGUGAGCGUCCCUUCAAAUGUGACAGAUGCAAUAAUGCAUUUAUGCGAAAAGGUGACAUGUUACGCCACAUGAAGUCUCAUACUGGGGAAAAACCAUAUGUUUGUCAUUACUGCUCUGCCACUUUCUCAAGGAAGGACAAACUUGCAUUCCACAUCAAGAGGCAUGAUGAAUCAAAUGAGACAAGCUUGUAAUUCAGAAUGUUAGAUAAGCUUCAUACUAGUGAGAUAUUGUUUUGUUUUGUAUAAAGAGAUGAGCAUUUUCUAUUAUAUUUAAAAUAUAUAAAAGAAAACAAGAAAAAAAGUUAUAUUAUAAUGUUAAAACUUUUUCAUAGCCAGAAUCUUCAAUAAAAGGAAAAAGAUAAAGAGCAAAAUCUAGUCACAUAUGGUAACAUGAGUUGCUUUGCCAAUUUCUCUCAACCAUCCUGAGCAGCAUAGGCUGUUGCUGGAGUGCAAUUUUACUUGUUUUACAUAUAGAGAUGUAUAUUCAUCACAUAAUCAUAUAAUAUAAGUACUUAGGACUUCAUUUUUUCUUUGUGCCAUUCUAAUACUGAGUGAUAUUAAAAAAUAAGUGAAUUCAGUUUACUUGGAAGGUGAUGUUUGUAUCACAUUUUACUUGAAGAUGUUGGUUUUAUCACAAGUUUUAAAGUAGCUAAUCUUUUUAUGGCACAGAUACUUUUUGUAACUCUAAUCUAAAAUAGAAGAUCUUAUCCAAACCACAGGGUGCUUUACCCUCCCAUUCCCAUAAUCUUCCAUAGUAGUUAGAUGUUUGCGUGUUUUUUUCCAAAAUGUAAACAGAAAUUCCUAUGGUUGAUGUGGGUUCUUAAUGGGGUCAGGCAAAACAUGAAUAUCUAUGAAAUACAAGUACCAGUAUCAAACUCAGGCAUUGUGGAGUGUCUUGCAGAAAGUACAGAACACUCCACUGCUGUGUCAGUUGUUAAGAGUUCAUCUGUAUUGUAUGUCUAUAAAUUGUAGUGUGAUAAGAAUAGCAGUUUGUAUGGGCAUUUAUGAGUAGUCACCAAUAUAUUAUUUGAUUUAUUCCUUAUAUAUGGCAUUGUAAUAAAUGUCAGUAUCAGAAGUAAUGUUAUGUAAAUGAUUUUUUUAAUCUGUGUUAUAUACAAGGUAUAGGAUAGGGUUAUUGUUAAGAGUAUAUCUUGUUUAUUGACAUUGUCUAUAUUCAGAUGGUUACAGGUUUUAGUAGAUAGUAAUGUUACCAAAUGUUGUUUUGUUACAUUUUUUGUAUAGUUGUUCGUGUGUGGCAGUUAUUUGAUGUAGGUGGAAGAGUUUUGCUCAAAUUCCCCUUUAGGCUGGUAAUGUGAUGCACCUUACAAAUAGGUGUCUGUUUUUCUCCAUUAGAGAGAGAAUAUUAGCCGGUGUAUUAUGACAUUUUUAAGAAAUAAUUCUAUAUUUUUUCCUCAAAGCCACAUCCAACUGCACCUCACACUCUUGAUAUCACAGUUUAUGACUCCUUUAACAGAAAACAGCCUGCCAUGUUUAAUUACACAGAUAUGUGCUGCAUUUGAACAUGUUGUUGGCAUGAAUGCAAUAAUAUUUUAUAAUGAGUGUUUUUGCAUUAAGAUAAUUAAGUCAGGAUUUUUUGUUCCUGUAGUUAUCUAUGUUUGAGAUUUUUGAUGGGUAAAGGGAAAUUUUUGUUGUUCUUUUGUUAAAAUCUUUUAUUGUUGUGCAAGAUCAGUUUCAGAUAUCUUUAUGACUGCUAUUUGUAUGAUUAAUUUGUAACACAUUACUACAUUGGUACUCAGAAUAACAUUCCAUUAAAACCCUUUUUUUAUACUUCUGUGUCAGGAUUGAUUUUGAUUAUAACAAUAUAUUGUCACAAUUUGUGACUUCAGUAGAAUUAUUUUGGUAUCACUCCUGUAUGGUCUUUGGAGGAGUUUGCACCUUAGAUUGUAAUAUGAUAAAAGUUGUUAUUUACAAGAAAUCUGAAUAGUAGUACUUGUUAUAUCUGUAUUGGAGAUUGGAAGUGCAGUUUUCAUAUCGAAACUGAAUCGAGAAAAGUAAAAUACUUAGGGUUAUUAGUAACAAUUUGGAGAACAGUUUGAAGUCGAAAUUUAGAAUAUGUCUGAUUCAGGAAAAUAAUUACACAUGGCAGUUUGUUGGUUACAUUCUGAGCAGGAGUCUGUUGAGCACACACUGAUAUAUUAAGAAAUGAGGUAUUUCCAAGUAUAGGGAAAGUAGUUAGCUAAUUUGUACAUAAUUGCACUUCAGGAAAGAACAACUCAAGCAGUUAUCAUUACUGCUUUGUAAGGUUGAUGUGAAAUAUUUUCAUAAGUGGUUUCCAUGCAUGCAAUAUUUCUCAUGGAUUAGUAUAUGGACCAGAAGAAAUGAGUCUCUGUAAAACAUUUUCUGAGCAAAAAUAUUUUGUAGAACUUGCACUUUGUAAAUUUCGUACAUUUAAUUACUUAUUUGGAAUAAUUAGAUAGAAUAAUAUACAUUUCAUAGUCAGGUUAUAAACAGAUAUUUACAUAAAAGUGAAAUGUAAAUAGAAAAGAAUCUUACUUGUUAUAUGAAAUAUAUACUUUACUUUAGCAGUGUAGAUAAUGUAAGCACAUAAGAAAAGCAUAGUCAGUAUCCAUCUGUGUUUAGUAAUAUGUCUUGAUAUACAGAAAAAAAAAAACAUUCUGAAUGUACACUUGGCAUGUGAUAAAACUCAUAGACACAAAAUAUAUUUAAAAGAUGA